AUGAAUCCCCACGCCGGUACACCGAAGUCCCGGGCUGAUACACUUGAAAUCGAAGUUCGUGACCUUCGCUGCAAGGUUGAAAUCCUUCAGCAACAGCUGAAGUCGAUUCAGGACGCAGCGUUGGCCCAAGAGGAGGCGAGAUUUGAUCUUCAGCAGCGGAUGGUUCAAAGUUCGUCAAAGCGUCCAGGAAAACGUGCAAGCAUGAACCUCCAUGACGAAGAUACAGACCAGGAGCUGCAGCGCCUCCGCCAGACCGUCGCAACCCAGGUGCAGCAGGUUGAAACUCUCCAAGAACGCAUGAGACAAUUUGAAGCUUGGAGGGGAAGAAGGGUCGCUUUCGAGAGGUCUAUUUCUGAUGAAGUUGAGAGACUGGAUGACCAGUGGCAGGAAAUGGCCAUCUGUAAGUACACUUCUAUUCCAAAGCUGGCACAUCAUGAAGAACAACUCUAA
This is a messenger RNA of Penicillium waksmanii, 450 nucleotides long. RefSeq lists its product as uncharacterized. The coding region runs from base 1 to 450 and encodes 149 amino acids. The transcript has a single exon. NCBI's taxonomy places the organism in Eukaryota, Fungi, Ascomycota, Eurotiomycetes, Eurotiales, Aspergillaceae. The record is from RefSeq and is a predicted model, not a curated record.